This is a messenger RNA of Drosophila persimilis, 922 nucleotides long. Its product is annotated as protein late bloomer-like. NCBI's taxonomy places the organism in Eukaryota, Metazoa, Arthropoda, Insecta, Diptera, Drosophilidae. Bases 24 to 698 code for a protein of 224 amino acids. The transcript has 3 exons. The record is from RefSeq and is a predicted model, not a curated record. Gene Ontology annotation, cellular component: membrane.
GAAGGGGCUUCGCCACAUUUGUUAUGCCUUGGUACAGCGGAUUUGAGUGUUUGCCGCGACACUACUACUGGGCCUGCAUUAUCAUAAAUAUAGUCAUUGUGAUCAUUUACCUGGAGGAUGCACGAGAGAACAUAUACAUCAUACAGAGUAUACCCGUGAAGUUUAGCUACCUUCCUUGCCUCGUGAUCAUGGUGUUCCUGCAGCUGUUAAGCCUGAUCCUGCUCAUCACCGAUGGCAUCAUGGUGUACAAGGUCAAGUUUAAUGCCACUCAAUUGUGGUUGGGCAUAUUAAUUGUUGUCGGUAUAGCCCCCUUAGUGCUCGGAAGCUAUCUGUUUCACGACCUCUACGACAUCUACGCCGUGGUCUACAUGUUCAGGACCAAUCAGCUGGGCGACACCGAACAGAUGUACAAGUGCUGCGGCAUGCUGGGGCCCGUGGACUACAAUUAUCCACGGAUACCCUGCCCGGAGUCCUGCUAUCACAACAAGACCGUGGCCCCCGAAAACAUCUACGAGCGGGGCUGUUUGGGUGCCAUGUUUCCCGGCUGGAUCAUCUUCGUCCUGUGCAACGCCUAUAAUUACACAUUCAUUUUGAUCAUCUUGACAAUGUACUUGCACUUUCGACUGAAGUCCCUUUACGAGCUGAUCCGCGUGGAUGUGGAAAGAGGCACCGUCAGCCGCAGAAGCUUCUGGGUCUAGACUCUAGACUCUAGACUGUAGACUAGAGGCUCUAGGCUCUAGAGAGUGCUGCCCAAAAUGCCCAUAUGUCCACCGUAAUGAAACCGGCAGCCACAACCACAACCACAGCCGCCCACGGCAUCCGGCGAGACUCUGGUUAGCCGCAGGGGCAGCCACAGCGACAGACACAGCGACACCGGUGCAAAUGCCUUUUAAUUUGUCAAAAGCCUAAAAUAUGAAAAUUA